AUGGAGAUGCAGAAUGGGUGGAAGUAUGAGGCGAUUGUGGCAAGAAGUUUUAGCAGGCAAGACAGAAAGACAAUGGGAUGGUGUGCUACUCUAAUUGCCAUCUUCAUCCUCAUUUUCACCUUCUGCAUUUUCUACAUCACUCCUAACAAUCAUCUUUGUUUCUUUAGAGAUGAACCAAAACCAAUUUGUGAUCUGAAGCAGGAAAGAUCAGAAACCUGCGAGGCGAGUGGCGACAUAAGAGUUAUCAUCGGCAACUCAUCCACCAUUUUUGUCGUUUCCGACCUACAUAUUACCUCGUCGUGGACCAUAAGACCCUACGCUCGAAAACGCGACCAAUACGCAUUGAAGAGGGUUCGAAACCUGACCAUCGCGGAAGUGCCGCACCAUUCCGACCAACGCAUCCUCCCACGUUGCACCACAAACUACGAUGUCCCGGCCGUCGUUUUCUCCACCGGAGGCUUCGCCGGAAACCUCUUCCACGACUUCACCGACCUCAUCAUCCCUCUCUACCUAACGUCCCGGGAGUUCGAGGGAGAAGUCCAGUUUCUGGUCACCGACAAAAGUCAAAGUUGGGUCGACAAGUUUAAGGAAGUGUUGCAAAGGUUGUCGAGAUACGAAAUCAUCGACCUCGACGGCCGGGAAAAAGACGGCGAAAACGCCGUCCUUUGUUUUCCAAGUAUCCUCGUCGGUUUAAAAGCCAACAAGGAGUUCAGCAUCAACCCCUCUUCAGAUCACAUUUCCAUGAAAAACUUCACUGCGUUCUUGAGAAACGCUUACAACCUGAAAAGGGACAAUAUUAUCGCAAACGAGAAAUUGCAGCCGCCGCCGCCGCCGCGGCUACUCGUGAUAGCGAGGAACAAAACCAGGCGGCUGUUGAACGCCGGCGAGGUUUCGGCCAUGGCGGAAGACCUAGGCUUUGAGGUUGUCGUACAAGAAACAGACGGGAAUAUGAGCAGAGUGUCGAGAUUGGUGAACGGUUUCGACGUGAUGGUGGGGGUGCACGGGGCGGGGCUAUCGAACAUGGUGUUCUUGCCGGAAAACGCAGUGGUGGUGCAGAUCGUGGGGCUGGGGAUGAAUUGGGUGGCGAGGAAUGACUUUGAACUGCCUUCAAUGGACAUGGGAUUGAGGUACUUAGAAUACAAAGUUGGUGAGAAUGAGAGUAGUUUGAAGAACUCUAGCUCCAUUGCUUUCAAAGGGUGGAUAGCUUAUACUCUUGCGUACUUAAUUGGGCAGGAUUUUAUGGUUGAUGUGAAUAGGUUUAGAGGGACUCUGUUGAAAGCACUAGAGCUUUUGCAUCCUGCUUAA
This is a messenger RNA of Ipomoea nil (Japanese morning glory), 1305 nucleotides long. Its product is annotated as protein O-linked-mannose beta-1,4-N-acetylglucosaminyltransferase 2-like. The coding region runs from base 1 to 1305 and encodes 434 amino acids. Lineage: Eukaryota; Viridiplantae; Streptophyta; Magnoliopsida; Solanales; Convolvulaceae. Gene Ontology annotation, molecular function: glycosyltransferase activity. The record is from RefSeq and is a predicted model, not a curated record. The transcript is spliced from 2 exons.